Molecule: messenger RNA, 1384 nt
Organism: Seminavis robusta
Lineage: Eukaryota; Bacillariophyta; Bacillariophyceae; Naviculales; Naviculaceae
Source: the annotation of a GenBank genome assembly
UUAAUACCGAUACGCCACCCUUGCUCCUCACCCCUCAUGUUGCAACGUGCACCCAACAUCAUCUUUUACCGCUCUUCAUAGUCCUCUCAGCAAAAUACUGCUGCCAUGACGGGGGCAGCUACCGCUGUUCAAGUCCCCGUGGCUCUUUAUCGAGUCGAUCAUUCGGCUCGAGUGACCGGUGGGGGUCUCUUGUCGCCACCGCUCCGCCAUUUGAUGCGAUGGGUGUUUGGCAUCUCGGAUCCAGUUGCCAUAGCGAGGGGAUUGCGGGGCGCAGCUUGUCGAGGUGAGGAACAUGAGCUGAUCAUUUACUGGGACCAGGCUACCACCAGUUAUGAAGCCUGGUACGAUGGCCACCCUAUGAACCUCGAUGAGAUCCAAUGCGACAACUACAGUUCCAAAGACUCGGUGGAAUUCAUUUUUGAAGUGGAUGGGCUCCCCAUGAGGGUUACCCUUGUCACGGUGGAUAGAUUCAAAGGGCCCUCUUUGCUCCGAUCCAACGAUACUUCUAGUUUCAAGUACGAAUUAGAGAUAGAUGGACGUCGCUUCUUGGACUUGAUCAAAAUCUAUCAGUUGGGAAUGUCAGAACUAGAGGUCUACGAAGAUGCCGCUAGAUGCGCGAGAAACCUUCGCGAUUCUUCCACGAAAGACGAAGCCCGUGUGGUGAAGACGGGUGGGUGCAUUGGAUCCACUUUCCGCAUGGCCAAGGGAAUGCUGAAACCCGUAUGGAGCACAUCAGAAAAAGAGAUUGCAGCCUCGUCCACAGGCCACCGCACCUGGGAAACCCUGAUUACCCACGACAUGCUCAUGGCAGAACAGGAGGACCGAAUGCUUCGGCUGGCUAUGAAAAGAUCUUUGAAAGAAACUCGUCAACCCUGGUGGGACACGGCAGGGAGAAGGACGAAGGCCGCAUGGAAAAGGAUGACGGCCAAGCACUUCAUUUGGCUUGUGUUGGCGGUGUGGCUGUUUUGCCACGUUGUGCUUGUCGUGUGGAUCGGAUUCCAACAAAAACUGGUUCCCUUGAUUCAGCACCUCUACGCUUCUUUUGUCAUCUUCGCGGCUAUCGUCUAUGUCCCGAAGCUGCUACAGUUCUCGAGUGGACAGGAAACUUCCAGUAGGCAGGAGGAGGGCUCUUCGUAGCGGCGACGGCAUCGGCUUUUGGUUAGACAAGUUUAAUUGUCGGCAGCUCCCUUUUAUCCUAACCCGUCGUCCUCUAAGUGACUAGCUAGCUAGUAGUAGCUCUUAUCAGUGAGGAAUACCGUGUGCCGACAAAAGCAACACCAAUAUUUCCAGCAAGUAUUCCUGGUUGGGGCCUGGAGAUUAUGCAGGAGUAGGUGGGUCAUGGAGAUGGACCAGGCGUAAGUCCAGGAGUAGGCCCCAUGACGGA